AACUUUUGGGUAACAGGAAACCCAACAUUUCCGAUGCUCCCCGCCCGAGCCCGAAGGCUCACGAGCGACGCCGCCAGACGAGCUCCGCUAACGAACGCAAGCCUCGACCGUUCCGAUCCGAUGAUGCUGUGUCUCGCCCGUCAGUCUUCGGGCGUUCGUGCUUCCUGCAUGGUAGCUCCAGUCUUGCAGAUGUAACGUUGAUGUGGUACUGAAAAGUAGUCCAGUGACAGUGAUGUGUGACACGAUUACGAUUGAAGCUCAAUGUUGAAUGCUCAAAGCAGUGUGUAGUAAAACAAAAAGAAACGCAAAUAAGUGUAGUUAUGUUUUAUGAUAAUUACUUCCGGUUGCAUUGAUGCAUCAGCUCAGAAGAUCGCCGGACCACGGUCGAAACGUCAACCGUGAAUGUUUCUACCAGCUACGGCGAACGCACGAACAACAGUAGACGGCAAUCAAAUCCCAAUUAUGUACAAAAUGAAGCAGCACCACGCUACGGUACAGCAGGCACAAAAAACCAGCAAGCACCACCAGCCCGGAAGCGAAAGUUCAACGAAAGUCAUCGAUGCCCAGAUAGCGAUCGUGGCGACAGUGGUACAGUAGAGGCGCAACCUUGGCCGAUGUAGUAAACCCUCCUCCCAAAGGGGAUGCCGUGGUUGGCAGUGUGUCGUCGUCCACCAUGGACGCAGCACCAUUAAGUAUGGCUGUUUAUGACGGUCGGGACUGAUAAAUGAUACACACGGUGGUGGACACGGCGUAGUGUGUUGUGCAGUGUUCCGUUUCUCGACCGCCCGUGCGCUUACCAAUCGGAGGACGUUUGCACAUCGGAACCAGUUCGGCCUCGCGGGACCUGUUUGGAAAGUGUUGCCCCGGGUGUGCUGGUGUAUUGUUGUCCGUUGCGAGACAAAGAGCGGUCGGGCGCAUCUUAUCGGUCGUUUGCUGUUGACAAAAUGUUUCCCACUGUGAGCGAAGAAAAACGACCGAGGAAGAUUAUUGCCUGGCGAUUUGUAGCAAUUUCUUUCGCUGCGCUGCCGUGUGCCGAGAUGUUGUGGCGGAAAUAAAAGGCGAGCAAGUGUGGAUGUGUGGUUAUGUUUAUGCCGGAUAAGCUCACAGUGCAGCCAGCAUUGUGUAGCGUGUGUGUGUGUGUGUGUAGGGUGAGAUCAUCCGAUUCGUUUCUUCCGCUGCAAACGGUCGAACGGCGUGAACAUUCAUAACUCUCACAGUGCUAAUGAGACAGUGUGUGAUGGUAUCGCUUGUGACAAUCGUUUUCCACCAAUGGCAACGGGAAAACGGGAAUGGAGCUCCGCAGCUAAUGAAGCACCGGGAAGCGAACCAGACACCAACACUAUUCCGGUGGCUAACAAACAAACAAGCAAACACGUUGCACCCGUCAUCUAAUGAACCAGAACCCGGUUUUGCGACAGUGUUCACUUCGGGGCGAUCGGAAUGCGCCUAGGGUCGAAUGAAAUCAUCAAAGGUUCGACGUGUCCGGGCAGUCGACCAAUGGCCGGGCCAGUGGUUGGCCCUAUUUCGUUUGCAAUUAGUUCUAGUGCACCAAUAACGACGAGUCAAUAAAUUGCAGCGGAAUUGCUUCGGAUUGACGGUGUGGGGCCACAUUAAAAGCAGAAAAAUGCUCUCAACCAGGAAGCGUACGGCUGCUUCACCACCGUCCGCAGCAGCAUCAUCAUCAUCAUCAUUACCGAGUCUGGCUAGGUGUGUAGCGAUAGUGCGCGCGAGGAAAAAGUGUUUUUCGAUGAGCAAACAGUGAAUAGAAACGAUCAAGGAAUCUCGGCCGUGGUGCAGGAAACGAUUCAAGUGCGCACAGCAUCGUCAUAAAAUGUUGUUUUUAAUAGUGCGCGCAUUUGAUGGUGCUUAGUGUAGAUAGGGAGCGAGUGAGUGAUAGAGAGAGAGAGAGAGUGAAGAAAAAAAACGAUAAAAAGUGAAAAAAACGACCAUCGCUGCUAGUUUUCUCAAGAAACUUCCUCCAAGUACAGCGACCAAGCUGCUUUCUUCCUAAGUGAUGCCAUUAGCGAUCGCGUAGAAAAAUCGUUUUAGCGGCACAGUGUGUGUGUGUGUUUGUGUGUCCAGAAGUACUGCACCAUUUAAGCUAGUGUUUUGAAGUGUGCAGCAAACGCGCAAAAACCGACCACCACCCUUCCAGGCGAAUACGGUUCGCUCUCGCAAUGUGCAUCCGCUUCGAGCACGAGUCACGUAGAUCGAGUAAUUCUAAAGCAUUAGCUGAAGUGCAAACGCUUCCCCGGCUGCAAGUGCGGCGAAUAAUUUACCCCACAAACAAACAUCUCAUGUUAAUGGGCAGUUGAAUGAAUGGUUUAACAGCUGGCGUUGGAGUAACAUAAAGCGUGAAAGUAGCAAAACAAAACAAAAACACACUCAUACGUAAGCAAGAAGCUCGCCAAUCCAUUAACCGUACGCGGAAACACACGCCCAAAGCAUACACGCCCCGCUCGAAGAGUUGACCGUCCGAUUGUAAAUAGUGGAGAGGGUAGAUACAGCACGUAGAAAACAAACGCGUUUCGUCAAUAGUCUAGCCGGACUAGUAGCCUAACUGCAGCUGGUCGUAACUUGCAACUGUGUCUGGGCUGGGUGUCGUUUUCAAAGCCCGAAGCGGAUAGCGAGCGGAAACAUGAUGUUCGUGAAAUUCCAGUACUUUUGCAUCGUUUAUUUUUUGCUGGUGCGCUUCCUGAACGGUGCCACGAUGGAUCUGUACAAAAAUUCGCGCCUCGGCAACCGGAUCGUGCAGACGCGGUACGGCCGUCUGCAAGGGCUGGUGCUGCCGCUGGACGGAUACAAAUUUCUCAAACCCAUCGAAGCGUUCCUCGGCGUCCCGUACGCCACACCGCCAACUAAAAUGAACAGAUUUAGUCCAACGCGUACGCCGUCGCCCUGGGACGGCAUACGGAUAGCGGAUAAGUUUAGUCCGGUCUGUCCCCAGCGACUGCCGAAUGUAAAUAACGAAACAGCAGCUUUAGAUAAGAUGCCAAAAGGACGACUGGAGUACUUGAAACGUUUGCUACCUUUUUUACAGAACCAAUCGGAGGACUGUUUAUAUUUGAAUGUAUUCGCUCCAGUUCAUGCCACUCAAAGUGACAAGAAACUGCCUGUUAUAGUAUUUUUACACGGAGAAUCGUUCGAGUGGAACAGCGGCAACCCGUACGAUGGCACCGUGCUAGCCAGUUACAGUGAUUUAGUCGUAGUUACGUUAAACUAUCGGUUAGGUAUAUUGGGUUUUCUAAAUGCCAAUCCCAGCCCACAGCUGCGGGCCCGCGUCGCCAACUACGGCCUGAUGGACCAGAUGGCCGCCCUGCACUGGGUGCAGCAGAACAUCGCCAAGUUCGGGGGCGACCCGGCCACGGUGACGCUGGCCGGGCACGGGAGCGGUGCCGCCUGCAUCAACUUCCUGAUGACGUCGCCCACCAUGGUGCCGGGGCUGUUCCAUCGGGCGAUCCUGCUGUCCGGGUCGGCCUACUCGUCCUGGGCCCUGGUCGAGGAUCCGGUCGUGUACGCGCUCAAGCUCGCGAAGGAGGUGAACUGCUCCAUCCCGGAGGAUCUGAUCAAAAACCACGAGCAGAUCGUCGACUGUCUGCGGGACGUGCCGCUGGAGGAGCUGUUCGGGGCCGACAUUCAGCCGCCCAGCUUUCUGAGCGCGUUCGGCCCGUCGGUGGACGGGGUCGUGAUACGGCCGGGCCGCUCCAACCAGGACAUCGACGAGCUGCCGGUGCGCGGCACGUCCAAACGGUCGCAGGGUGCGGCCGGCCGGUACGAUCUGCUGUUCGGCGUGGUGACGGGCGAGGCGCUGUGGCGCUUCAGUGCGGCCGACAUCCAGAGCGGGUUCGAGGGCGAACGGCGCGACAAGAUCCUGCGCACGUACGUGCGGAACGCGUACACGUACCAUCUGAGCGAGAUCUUCUACACGGUGGUGAACGAGUACACGGACUGGGAGCGGACGGUGCAGCAUCCGAUCAAUAUGCGCGACGCCGCGGUUUCCGCCCUGUCCGACGCCCAGUUCGUGGCACCGCUCGUGCACACCGGGGAUAUGUUGGCGCCGCCACCGCCACUGCCCGGACAGGAACCGUCCGGGCCGAAGUGUUUCUUCUACGUGUUCGACUACCAGACGAAGGACGGGGACUACCCGCAGCGCAUGGGGACGGUGCACGGCGAGGACCUGCCGUACGUGUUCGGGGCGCCGCUGGUCGACGGGUUUAACCACUUCCCGCGCAACUACACCAAGUCGGAGGUGGCCCUGUCCGAGGCGCUCAUGGUGUACUGGGCUAACUUUGCCCGAACUGGCAACCCGAACGAGCAUCACCGGCAGGACUCAAUUCUGGCCGCAUCCCGCGAACGGAAUCGCUUCCGCAGCAUCAACUGGGAGGAGUACGAUCCGGUGCAUCAGAAAUAUCUGGAAAUUGGUAUGAAACCGCGGAUGAAGAACCACUUCCGAGCGCAUCAGCUCUCGAUCUGGCUGCGGCUAAUACCGGAGCUACACAAAGCCGGCAUGGAGGACGUGAUAGCGAGGCACAAUCUCUUCAAAAACCACGACGACAUGGACCUGUACGAGGGGCUCGUCAAGCCGGACUCGUUCGCCGGCCGGCUCAACUACCUGGAGGACAAUCUCAAGCGGCGAGGUAUGCUGACGGGCGGCGAGCUGGGCCACGCACUGCACGCCAACGUCGUCAUGACAACGGCGGAACCGGUCCUGCUAACGACCUGCAUGCCAGUGGGCAACUACAGUGCGCUCGUGCCGACGGCGACCAUCCUGAACGCCACGACCGACACGCUGGCCGGGCUGGAGGCGGCCGGGUACGCCGCCUACUCAACCGCCCUGAGCGUCACCAUCGCCAUCGGGUGCAGCCUGCUCAUCCUGAACGUGCUCAUCUUUGCCGGCGUCUACUACCAGCGCGAUAAGACGCGGCUCGAGGUGAAGAGCCUGCAGAAGCAGUACCAGCAGCGGGGCGGCGGCCUGCACCAGCAGGGCCCGUUCGAUCCGAUCAAGCACGCCCACUACCAUCUCGGGCACUCGCAGUCGGCGAACGUGAUCGUGGACGUGGAGAACCACGAUACCGGUGCGCUGAUCCUGACCGGCGACGUCAAGUCGCCGCACAUCUGCACGAACGCGAUGCAGAUCAGCGUGAUGAAGAGUGGUUCGCCGGGCGGUGGCGUCGGCCACGGCGGUGUCGAUGGUCGCGGGAACGGUGGUGGUAAUGUGGUUGGUGUUGGUGGUAAUGGUGUUGGUGGUGGUGGUGGUGGUGGUGGUGGUGACGCGACCAGCUGUAACGUGCCGGCCCCGAACGUGACGAAGAUGCCGCUGCAAGCGAACAACAACGCGUACGGUACGGCCAAGCUGCCGCCCCGCAGUGAACACAUCGCCAUCCCGAUCAAAAACUCGACCUUCAUCGGGAGCGGCACCGGUACGGGCGGGGGGACGUUUGUCAGCGGCAUGAUGACACUGCCAAAGCCCAGCUCCCAGCAACAGCAGCAGCAGCAGCAGCAGCAGCAAGUACACAUCCCGAUGAGCUACAACCGAAACGAGUGCAUGACGCUGCCACGGAACAUUGGCGGAACUGGACUGAGUGCGUCCUCCGCCGGACCCAAUGCAGAUGUGCAACAAAUUAAAUUACCACCAAACGGGACCGCCAUCGGCAUCCACAUGCGGGCGGCCCAGACCUGCUCGAGCGGCUCGCCGGAAAACCGUCCCCCGCUGCAUACGGCACACUCCCACCAUCACUCCCACCACGGUCAGCACGGGCAGCAGCAGCUUCAGCAGCAGCAGCAGCAGCAUCAGCAGCAGCAGCAACAACAACAACAUCAAGAUAGUUUAACACAAUUAAAAUCCCAAAAUCUCAAGAACAGCGGCUGCCCCCCGCAGCUGCCCCAUGCCGCGAUGAGCGAAAUGCGGGUCUGAUUGCAUACCGAUUGCGGUGAUUUGGUUUGAGACGGUGACGGUGAUGGGGGGGGAUAGGGGCAGUGUGGCCAACUAAAAGCAGCCCCUGUUCCCUUCCCUCUUCUUCUCAUUCCUUCCUCCACCUCCACCCGGUAAAGUGGACUGAAUCGAUCAAAAUGGAUCGUCUUCGUUCUUCCAACUGGCACAUGUUAAUGUUGUGUGCUCUAAAGCUCGCUCGCCACCGCGCCAAACAUGUCACGGGCAAAGGGAUUAACAUAAUUCAGUGCUUUUGGGGGGGGGGUGCGGAGGGGUGUGCAGAUGGCAUACUGAUAUCGGCGCGUCAAUCAAUCAGCGUUAGGCGCUUAGCGAGAGCGAGCGUUUCUUUGGACUCUAUUCAAUCAACCGACGGGAUAAUCGAUUUCCCAGAAAAACCUCCCAUGAUUACUUACUCUAAUUGAGUUUUGUUUCGGUAGCGGUUGGUGUGCACGUUGGUGUAUGUGUGUGUGUGCGUGUUAAACUCUUUUCUUAAGUGUGUUGAUACAUCGCGCACGUUUGCAAAUACGCCGAACCGGUUUGCUGGGAAUGGGAAAACUACUUCUCAACAAACGUUUCACCGCGCAAACAAGCAUAACACAACCUCGCCAAUCAAAACAACCUUUUGCAAACGUCUUUCCCCGUUUUGGUAAACUUUGUAUUAACUUUGCCCAUUUUCCAACGCGCUCGAUCGAAUCGAAUUGGAAUCGAGUUUUGGUGAGCUCAAUUAAACUUGUUUCGCACUUCGUUCCGGUAGAGGUAGAUAAGAAGCAGUUUAAGCAUAACAAACACACACAUGAACGGUUUUUUUUGGGUUAACAAGUGCCAAUGGAAUGGUUCACCAUAUUAGUUAUUGCUUUAUUGAGAGUUGCGGCAAAGAGUUUCAUGUUUUUAUGUUCAAAUGAUGCUUAAAAACGAUUCGUUACAGCAAACCACACUGCGGGAAGUGAGCAGCAAAAACAUCUUUAAAAAAAACAACAAUUAACGCGCAUUUACAAACAUCAAUGCGCAAAACCGAACCAAUGUAGCAAUAGCAUCAAAACACCGAACAUAUCUGAUCGAGGGUAUCAAAUAGCAUCACACGUCCAAUUGAGCACCUUGUAAAGUGGCUGCCGUAAACACUGAUAAAAAGUUCCCGUUUUAGUUACACUUUGUUUUGCCUUCCAGCACACACACACACACAGCAAACUGUUGUUAUGUUUCCAUGCUGUGUUUAAAAUGCAUCCAACGAUCUAACUUCCGCUCUAACUUCCAUCUGCUGUUGUCCAUUGACAAUGUUUGAAAGUGCCGUAACAAAACACGUGCAAAAUCACAUGCAAUCAGAAUCGAACCGCGCAACUCGUGGUUGUACGCAGAAGGGAACAGCGCUUUUGAAAGUUGAGACAGAGAGAGAGAGAGAGAGAGAGAGAGAGAGAGAGAGAGAGAGAGAGAGAGAGAGAGAGAGUGGAAAAAAGCGCUGCAAGCACUGCACGGCUCUAUAUGGGUUUUGCAACAUUGUAAAGCUGGGUGUAAAAUGUUGUAACGAACAAAACAAACAAACAAAAAACCAACUGUACAUUGUAACGCUUUAGGGUAGCAGUUCAAUUACCAUUCAUCCACAAAACCGCCCGGCACAACAGAUGGGGCAGCACACAGAGAAGAGGAAACUAAGUGGACAACCUCCGCUCAGCACUGAACCGCAUUCAAUAAGCGCGUUGAUAAUUGAUUGAUUGCUAGGAUUAGGAUAAUAAUAUUAAUAACAACAAAAAAAACAGAAUUAUACGUUCCAAUCAUUAAGCAAACACUUGCAAGGGAUGAAUGUUUAGCUUCACUGUUCCUCGUUUAUGUAGCGGUGCGUGCGAGUGCGAGUGUUUUCGUGAACCUGCGUCAGCAUUGGUUGUUGAUCAUCUGUAAAAAUAAGAAACCACUGUAAUGACCCCGUUCAGCACGCACCAGUGACAAUGUUCAGUGUUACUUCCAGUGACGUUUUACACAUAAACACACACACAUAAUUAUCGCGGGGGGGGGGGAUUAGGGACAUUGCAUUAAUCGCGCACGAACGAACUCGUACACUGUAAGCUACCGUCUAGACAUGGGAGUAUAAGACUUUUAAGGAAACACACACACAAACACACACUAAUAGAUAUCGACCGAUGAGCCCGAUGACAGAUAGGAUA
Anopheles coluzzii is the source of this 8082-nucleotide messenger RNA. Its product is annotated as neuroligin-3. Gene Ontology annotation, cellular component: cell surface; postsynaptic membrane; synapse. The record is from RefSeq and is a predicted model, not a curated record. The coding region runs from base 2639 to 5914 and encodes 1091 amino acids. Gene Ontology annotation, biological process: presynaptic membrane assembly; neuron cell-cell adhesion; modulation of chemical synaptic transmission. Lineage: Eukaryota; Metazoa; Arthropoda; Insecta; Diptera; Culicidae. Gene Ontology annotation, molecular function: signaling receptor activity; neurexin family protein binding. The transcript has 10 exons.